This is a messenger RNA of Botrytis sinoallii, 4514 nucleotides long. RefSeq lists its product as uncharacterized. The coding region runs from base 30 to 4514 and encodes 1494 amino acids. The transcript is spliced from 6 exons. The record is from RefSeq and is a predicted model, not a curated record. Lineage: Eukaryota; Fungi; Ascomycota; Leotiomycetes; Helotiales; Sclerotiniaceae. Gene Ontology annotation, cellular component: intracellular anatomical structure; nucleus. Gene Ontology annotation, molecular function: RNA binding; ATP binding.
UUGAGGUCAUUGCUUGAAUCACCUACUCAAUGUUCAGGAGACUGAAUCCCCACGGCCGGAUACCCCAGCCACUCCGCCGCAAUGAACUUCGUCUACCAAGACAGUGGAAUAAACUUUUUUCUGAAAAGAUAACUCAGUCUCCCACGAGUCAUUGGUUAUUUGAUAUUCCUUCAGAAUUCAAUUCACGAAGCGAACUUGGAUUGCCUCUUCCGCAUACAGCUGUCCUUUCAAAAGAUACAAUUGAUUGGGACGCUAUAGACAAAAUCUUCAUUCAACGCCCGGGAUUAGCUAAAAUUGUUAUUGGACAAGGUGAUUGUGGAUUCAGUAAGGUUGUUUUACUUGCUCGUCUGGACGCGUCCAUAUUGAGUAAAGCACACUGUACCUUUGAGUAUGGAAUCCGGAGUUAUUUUGCAGCGGAUGGUCAUAGAACCCUGUCUAAAUGCAGCCUGACUUUCCAACUUCCUGGUGAAGCUCCUUUGAAAUUCGUUGCGUUAUCUACCAAAAAGCGGUUAGCCAGAGGAGCUGCACUUUUGCAACUUUUCUCCAUUCUUGAAGAAAAGCAACUAUUGGAUGACUUGUUGCUCCUCAUCUCACCAAAAUGGGUUGCCAAAACAGAACAGGAGAAACCCGGUCACAAUGUUCAAUCCAAAGAUACUCAGCCAGCAGUGCCAAUCGCAGCAACAGAGACAAAAUCAAUUCCGGAUUCUCCGCUAACACCCAAAGAAGAACCACCAGGAGAACCGAAAUCAAAGUCGGCAAAAAAGCCGAAGGAGCUCAGACCGAAUCAUCUUGUCACGCGUGAAGUGUUUAAUUAUGCAGCAAAAUAUCUACAUGUCCCGGAAUACACUGUCACUUCCCAGAAAGUUUCUAAAAAAGAACACCCGAGUAACCCCGUUACAUCAAAAAAGCCUAAACCUCCAAAAAAAAGUUUUACUGUCACUAUAUCUUUGCCUGAACAUAGUAUUCAUGCAACAGCAACCAGUUUAGAUCUCCCACUCACCGAGGCUAUGGCAUGUACAGAGUUCAAAGUGCAAGCUGAGAAGUACCAUAUUGCAAAUAGCAUACCUUCAGAUUCAUCAGAAGGAGCAAUCGUUUUAACCACUGCAAACGUGAGAAAUUUUAUGGAUUUCUAUAAUGACUACAAUGACAAAUUAGUCAUUCAGUUGGAACGCAAGGUCAACACUUUCAAAAGUCAAGCCUUUACCAGGGAUCCUAACACUGCUGCUCUUGAAACACUUGGUCCGGCUAUUGAGAGAAGCAGUUCUCGUGACCUUGAAACGUUGACUCUACUAGUUGCUGCAGUCACACUAGUCAAGCAAAGGCCUCAACUAAUCUUGGAUUAUUCGAAAAAGCUGGAUGUAAGAACUGGAAAGUACGUGGGCAAAGCUCUUCCUAUGAAGCUUGAACUACACCAGACUAGUCUGGAUUUAAUGCAACGCACGGUAGAUACCACCACAAAGCUAAAAUUAUCAGCACUACCUACUGGUGAAUGUAAGGACCAUGAUGUCUCUCCCUUGGCGGAUUAUGACAAAAUUCGCUUUGAGUAUUCUUAUGACUGGAAAGUUAAACAACGUUCUAGCGAUUUAUUCAAGUGGUUUUCUCAACGUCCGCACAAACAGAAAUACUCAAAAUUACUACCUUUAAACCGGAAUUCGUCUGAAGUAUUGAAUCAUAUUGAAAACAAUCAAUUUUCUAUUUUAAUCGGGAAAACUGGGAGUGGAAAGACGACUCAGUUGUCUCAAAUCAUUCUGGAUGAAUACAUUCGUACAAAACGUGGUGGAGAGUGCAGAGUCAUUUGUACGCAACCGCGAAGGAUAGCCGCAAAAUCAGUGGCAGAACGUGUUGCUGAAGAACGUGGUCAAAUGCUUGGUGAUCAAGUCGGUUAUAAGAUAGGUUUUGAUACUGAACUUUCCAAUCCUCGCGGAAGCAUCACGUAUUGUACCACAGGAACCAUCUUACAACAAUUAAUACACCAUCCUGAUGCUAUACUUCACGAAACAUCACAUCUCAUUAUUGAUGAAGUACAUGAGAGAGAUCUGGAUAUCGACUUUCUCUUAACAAUGAUUAAAAAGCUUGUGAAAGAGAGAAUUGAAGCUGGAAAGCCUACGCCAAAAGUGUGCUUGAUGAGUGCCACCGCCGACGCCGAGAUGCUUCAGGAAUAUUUCGCUUUCAAAACUGAAACCCGGGAGAUUUCCUGUCCAGUUCUGCAUGUGGAGGGUCGAGCUUUCCCUGUCGAAAAAUAUUUUCUCGAAAAUAUAAUGGAUACUUUCAGAAAAACAUAUCCAGCAAAUCAUACUAUCUGGGAAAUCCUUGAUUCUAACAAGAAUAAAGCUUAUUUAAAAAGUGAAGAACGAGUUAAGAAGACAGAUUUGGUUAUGGACGUUAAGAAUGAACAGCCUAAAUCGGUUAUCAAAUGGGACAGCCAUGACGAUGAUCCCGAUAGUCUACAGAAGCAGAUAGCAAUGGGACACUUUGGAGGGACAAGCAUACGAAGCAUCAAUACCAUUGAAAAAAAUCUCAAGACGCAAGAUAUUUUUAGUGUAAACUUCAAUGACGAAAAUAAGUUCAAGAUCUUAAAAUUACACUCCUCUACUGCAGAUAAACAUCAGGAGGUCUUCGAGCCAGUCUCUCCAGGUUGUCGAAAGAUCAUUUUAGCCACAAAUGUUGCUGAAACCUCAAUCACUAUCGACGAUGUUCAAUAUGUUGUAGAUACUGGAAAACACAAGGAAGACAAUUUUCAUCAAAUGUUACGAAUUUGGUCAUUGUCUUGUAAAUGGGUUAGCAAGUCAAGUGUCAAGCAGAGAUCAGGUCGAGCAGGCCGUGUUCAAAACGGCAGUUAUUAUGGUCUCUUUUCAAAACGUCGCUAUGAUUCCCUUAGAAUGACUCCCCGCCCGGGAAUGAGUCGCGUCGAUUUGCAAAGCACCUGUCUCGCAGUCAAAAUCCUGGGUUACAAUGAACCUAUUCAGGAUUUCUUGGCGAGCGCUCCAGAGCCUCCAUCACCGAAAGCAAUACAGUCAAGUAUUGAGGUUCUUCAAACACUUGGAGCACUCACCUUCACGGAAAAAAUUACUCCUUUGGGCCGAAUAAUUGGAAUGCUCCCGCUGAGGCCCACACUGGGCAAAAUGGUAAUUCUCGGAAUCAUUUUUCGUUGUCUAGAUUCUAUGAUAAUUUUAGCAGCCUUCGAUAACAUAAUACUGCAUGUGCGUCCACUGGAUAUGGAAGAAGAAUCUGAUGCGGCAAUGAGAGGAUUUGCAAGGACAUCCAAAAGCGAUCAUGUCGCCAUGCUCAAUGCUUUCCGUGCGCUUCGCGAUUUGGAAGAAGCUGAUGGUCGCGAAGUCAUGACGUCGUUUGCGUACCAGAAAUUUCUUAGUGUGGCAAAUUAUGACACAGUGAAGCGAAACAUUGGUUUAAUCCAACAAGCGCUUCGAAGAAAUGGUUUGGUGCCAACCAAGAGACGCAAGGCGUGGCCGGACUUGGUGAAAAAUCAGGAUGAAUUAAUCAGAGCACUUCUUGUACAGGGCUUGCAUCCACACGUCGGUACAUGGAAUAAUCACGAAACCAAAUAUCAAAUUGUCGCCAACGAAAAAGUACUCAUUGACAUACACCCUUCUUCUAUCAAUCAUCCUAGGAAGCGACCUAGCUUGAAAGUUGAAGGAAUUACAUCGUCAUCAAAAGGCAAUGCCCAGUUGUUGUCUUUUGAUAAGCUUACUCUCCUAAGCAAUAAAAACCUUGUUAUGCAACGUACAACUGCUGUAACACCUUUUAUGGUAUCUUUGUUUGGUGGGACGCUGAAUCGAAGUGCAGAUAAUGCAGAUCAAGUCGAGGUAGAUAAGUGGCUUCUAUUCGAUGUGCGGAGCACAGACAAGCUGAGAUGCGCAGAGGGCGUUGCGGGACAGACCCUCAUGCGUUUCAACAAGGCAUUGCGACAGCUAGAGAAUAUUUCUUUUGACGAUUUGGCCAACGGUGAAUACGUUGUAGACAACGACUUGUCAAAUAAUUUCGCAAAAGCUUUGAAGGGAAUGUUAAUUACGGAACAGGAUAUCGAUAGACUUGCGGAAGAGAACGAACUCGACCUUGCUAUAAACCUACGCAAGUUUUGGAAUCGAUCCGAAUCGCCACUUGAGAAGAUGCCACCAAAAGAACCCAAGGAGAUCGUACCAAAGUUUUCACUACUCGAAGAAACACAAUAUGAUGAAGAUUCUCACGGGUCUUUUUUUGGAUUAGUAGAAAGUGCUUUGGAAGGACCCGAAGUAGCAUCUUCCUCCUCACAAGUCCAGUCACAGCGCUCCACGAAAAAUGUGGUCACCAAAGAAAGUAAUGGAGUUGAAUCAGAGAAUUCCGAAAAUUCUAUUCCUUCGAAGUACAUGCCUGGAUCCAAACUUCUGAACCAACGUCGAAAUACUGGAAAUGCGCCUCCGAAAGACCGGCUCGGUAGCCCGAAGCCCCCUCCUAAGAAGAAACCUAAAGAAAAAACGAUCGAUCGCUUAUUGCACAACAUAUUUAAAGGAUUGUGA